Messenger RNA from Solanum verrucosum, 579 nucleotides. RefSeq lists its product as uncharacterized. The coding region runs from base 1 to 579 and encodes 192 amino acids. The transcript has a single exon. NCBI's taxonomy places the organism in Eukaryota, Viridiplantae, Streptophyta, Magnoliopsida, Solanales, Solanaceae. The record is from RefSeq and is a predicted model, not a curated record.
AUGACAUAUUUUGGUGGUUUAGGCAUUGGUUUGAGUUUCCUUUUUGGUUGCAUGGUGAUGGUAUUUGCUGCAGAAUUGUACUACUUGUUAUGGGUAAGAAAAAGAUUUUCAAAAACUAAUUGUUUAACCAAAAUUGGCACUCAAGAAGUUACAAGAAAUCAAGAAGAUCAAGAUUUGGAGUUAGGUGCAUCAUCAUCAUCGUCAUUGAUAAAAUUGGAAGGAUACAGAGAAGAUAACGAAGAAUCGGAACUUACGAGGCUAUAUAACCUUCGAUUCCUCUCUACAAUUAAAGAGGAAACGAAAGAGGAUUUGGAAUCUGAUGAUGGAAGUAGAAAAUGUUCGAAAAGUAAAAGUUUUAGUGAUAUUGCACUAAUUCUUACUCCUCUGUCUUCACCACCUAUUAAAUCUCAAGAAUUCAGUUUCAAUCCUUUAUUUGAAUCUGAAAUUAAGAGUAUGAAAUCUUCACCUCCACCAAAGUUUAAGUUCUUGAGAGAUGCUGAGGAGAAACUUAUAAGGAGAUUAAUUGAAGAAGCUGAGAAAAGAAAAAAAUCAUCAAAUUCAAUAGUUGUCUCUGUGUGA